Miscanthus lutarioriparius is the source of this 639-nucleotide messenger RNA. The record is from the annotation of a GenBank genome assembly. NCBI's taxonomy places the organism in Eukaryota, Viridiplantae, Streptophyta, Magnoliopsida, Poales, Poaceae.
AUGGCGGCGUCGGUGUUUCCGGCGCUGCUGCUGGCCGUGGCGGCGGUGGUGCUGCUCCUACCGGCGGCGGAGGCCGUGUGGCUCGAGCUGCCGCCGUCGGGGACCAAGUGCGUCUCCGAGGAGAUCCAGCCCAACGUCGUGGUGCUCGCCGACUACGCGAUCAUGUACGAGUCCCACCCCAGCUCGCACCCCACCGUCGCCGUCAAGGUUACAUCACCCUAUGGAAAUACUGUACAUCAUAAUGAAAAUGCUACAACGGGUCAGUUUGCUUUCACAACUACAGAAGCUGGAAACUACCUUGCAUGUUUCUGGAUAGACAGUGUGGAGAAAGGAUCAGGAACAUCUCUAAAUCUUGAUUGGAGGAUAGGGAUUGCUGCAAAGGACUGGGAUACUAUUGCUAAGAAAGAGAAAAUUGAGGGCGUAGAACUAGAGCUUAGGAAACUUGAAGCUGCAGUUGAGUCCAUCCAUCAUAACUUGCUGUAUCUCAAAGCAAGGGAAGCGGAAAUGCGAACAGUGAGCGAGAAAACAAAUUCAAGGGUUGCCUGGUUCAGCAUCCUGUCACUGGGAGUCUGCGUUGCCGUCUCUGUGCUGCAGUUGUGGCACCUUCAAGGGUUCUUCCGGAAGAAGAAGCUCAUUUAA